Molecule: messenger RNA, 2082 nt
Organism: Venustampulla echinocandica
Lineage: Eukaryota; Fungi; Ascomycota; Leotiomycetes; Helotiales; Pleuroascaceae
Exons: 2
Coding region: 1-2082 (693 amino acids)
Biological process (GO): DNA recombination; DNA repair
Molecular function (GO): DNA ligase (ATP) activity; DNA binding
Source: RefSeq, a predicted model, not a curated record
AUGCCGUUCCGCUUCGUCUACUUAUGUGACCUACUCGACAAGCUGGAACGGCCGUUUCUGCGGGAUGCACCACUGCUCCCUCAUCACCUGGAAGAAUACACCCAGAAGGAGGUCAUCUCUUGGUUUCGGAGGCAUCGGGAUCGGUUGAAUGAGUUCUCGACAAAUGGAAAUGCGGUGAUCAUGAUGCUCCAGCCGAAGCGGUGGAGUGAUCGAGACUUCGGCUGGAACGUUGAUAUCUUGGAGCACCUGAUUGCCAGGAACUUAAGCCUUUCAAAGGCGAAGCAUGCUGAAUUGAAAAAGUGGGAGUCUGAGCCUCACAGAGGCGAUUUGGCUGCUUGUGUAGAGCGGGUUAUGGAUGGCAUGGAACGGACUGCCGUGAGAGUCGAUGCAAAUGCGGUAACAGUUGAGGAGAUUGAUCAAUUUUUGCUUCAAACGGCAUCCCAUAACAACGGCUCUUCUCCAGAGAUCCAAGCCCUUGCUCCAGGCUGCCCUAAACAUGACCCAAUAGCCGGCCUAGGAAAUUUAUAUCAGCGACUGCAGGGACGAGAGGCGAAAUGGCUCACCCGCUUACUUCUCAAGACCACCGAGCCUGUGAGCUUCCCGGCAGACUUUGGGAUAAAAUCUAACCAGUCCCAUCUCCCGAAUUGCGUGAGAGUACACGUUGAGUUCCCCAGUUCUGCAGCUGCUAUUUUGCAAUUGGGACAAACUGGUAUAUAUAAAGGAUCUCACCCAAAGGAGCAGGUUCCCACUCAAACGCAAAUCCCACCAAGCAAUUCUCUAGGGGUUAUCCCACGGGCAUCCCGUUCUCGAAUACGGGACUCUCCAGGCUUCCAAUCCAAGAAGCGCCGCGUCUCGAGACCAAGACCUUCAAAAGAGCCAGCUAAGCAGUUAGUAUCCAGCUCGGCGCCACCCAACGCUGCUUCUGUUACCACCACAUCGCCUUUCCCACAACCUCCCCCCAAAAGAUGCUGUCCUUCCCGAGAGUCCUCACCUGGAGCUAUUUUGUUCAAGCGUGGUGUUCUACAGCCGUUGCGUCCCACGGAGAUUUCAAGCAACUCAAGUCAAAGACUAUCUAUAUCUGGCUAUUCUUCAACAGAAAAAGGCACAAAAAUCCUUCGUCGGACAUGCCCCGAAGCUGCAGAGUCUACUAGUUGUCCAUCUUUCAGACUCGGAGCUUUGGCGCCAGCAAGCUCGGCAGAAUCUGCUAAUAAAUUCCAUAAAGCUCCAUCCAGCUCCACGGAAUGUGUACCUAACCGCUCUCUUGUCUCUUCUCGCAUGACACCAAAAAAAGCAACCUCGACAGUUUUUUGUUCUCCAGUGGAAAAUUCAAGGAGGUCUCGACCAAGCUGCGUUGUUAAUCGUGCCUUACAAACCCCGCCCAGGCCUACUCCGGUUUUAAUCUCACCAGGCACCUCUCCCAACUCUCGUCGAAAGGCUCCCUGUAGGAGCACUAUCCUAGAAGAUUGUCCCUCUCGACCUCCAGCUGCUGAGCGAGUGCAUAUUACAAAACCUGCCAAUAAUACUACACCAAACAGGCAAGGAUCGGCCCCUUUACUAUCAUCCAUCGCACCACAUUCGUCAAACUCUACCGUUUUACCGCCACCUACUCGGUUGGUUCUAGACCCUAACAUCACCGCUUCAAAUCCAACAAUUCCCAUGAUCACAGCAGGAACGGGUAAAUGCCAAAUGAACCCAGAUACCUGCCCACUGGGCAACUGCAUUUUCCUCCUCGGGCCCUGCAUCCCAAACGUCCCGCUCCUCCUCGAAAGCCUCCUUCCCCGCCAUGGUGCACGAUAUAUCACCUCCCUCGCAGACUUCUCUCACUCGUCCCUCCCACGCCGGUGUCCUCGCUCUUCCAAAAAGUACAGGAAAAUCAUCCUAGUAGAACCAAAUCACACACAGCCGACCGUUAAUUUUUUAAAGCAGGCAGAGAAGCUGAACCUCAAGAGAUCGAAGGGACGUAAGCAAUGGGUUGAGGUAUACGAUUGGCGGCUGUUGGAAAGUAUUGCGAGGAUUGAUCAGGGGAAGGGAUCGAUCUUACAAGCAAAUUCUUGGAAGAAGUAUUGGAUGUGUGCUGUCUAG